CCGAGCACUGGUCAGGCCGCUCGCUCCCCGACUGAGUCUUGGUUAGAUCCGAGUAGUCCGAAUCUCACGGAGACGCGCGCGAGCCAACCCUCGCAUCGCCACGGCUGUGAACGAGGAGCCGACGAGGGGAGAUCCCGGAUCUUCUCGCCUAUUCGCCCCGCCGCGGCUAAUUUUUUAAGGCACCCCACCAUGGCGUGGCUGUCCAACGUCCUAGUCUACACGGGCGGAUACCUCUUCCUGGUGUUCAUAGCCGUGUGUCUGGCGACCGGGCUGUACUACCUGGCGGAGAUCGUCGAGGAGUACACGAGGGUCACGAAGAAGGUUCUCACGUGGGCAAUCAAGAUCAGCGUUGGCAUGAACGUGGCGCUCCUGGUGAUCGAUCGCCUGCCGUUCCUGUGCAUCCUCAUCUCGUGCGGCGCGCAGGGCGCGUACUGGACCCUGCUCAGGCGAUUCCCAUUCAUGGAGCUCACCUCCCCGGAGUUCCUCGGGUCCGUCGGCAUGCUCAUCCUGAACCACUUCAUGUGGAUGCGCCACUUCAAGCACGACGAUCCCGGGUACGGCCACUACGACGGCCACUCCGUCGAGUACCUGCUCGGUUUCUUCCUCAUGGUGGUCUGGAUCGUGCCCUUCGGCUUCUUCAUCUCCCUCGCGGCGAAUGAGUCCGUCCUCCCCGGCGGCGGUGGCGUGGGUCUGAAGGGCAGCGGUGCGAGCUCGGACGGGCUCAGCGGCGGAGGCGGGUUUCCCGCGGGUGCCGCGUACGGCACCUUGGACGGCGGCGGCGGCGGCAGGCGGAAGCGGGCGAACGUCGUGCUCCAGGUGCUGGACUUUGGCAAGGCGCAGUGGGAUAAGUUCACAAAGAAGAACCUGCCGGGCGUUCUUCCGGGCGGGAUGUACACGGGGAGCUACAAGGAGAGGACGUUCUAGCCGACGAGUGAUGCAAACCUUAAAAUUCUACGCUGAGAUCCGAAAUUU
Messenger RNA from Micromonas commoda, 972 nucleotides. RefSeq lists its product with no specific name. Gene Ontology annotation, molecular function: COPII receptor activity. NCBI's taxonomy places the organism in Eukaryota, Viridiplantae, Chlorophyta, Mamiellophyceae, Mamiellales, Mamiellaceae. The record is from RefSeq and is a predicted model, not a curated record. Gene Ontology annotation, biological process: endoplasmic reticulum to Golgi vesicle-mediated transport. Gene Ontology annotation, cellular component: COPII-coated ER to Golgi transport vesicle; Golgi membrane; endoplasmic reticulum membrane. The coding region runs from base 190 to 924 and encodes 244 amino acids. The transcript has a single exon.